CAAACCUACGUGCGUUCAUGUCAAUGUCUUUAAUUAAUAUAAUUAGUUGUUUUGAAGAACCCGAGCAGGCUGAAAGUGUAAAUCUUGGCAAUAUAGCAAUUUAUAUUGUCUAAUGUUGUUUUCCUUUUUCGCAUUGCACAUCUUAAGGCAUUAGCUUCCGUCAUCUUUAUCGUCAGUUAACAAGGAUGUAAAUUCAAACUGUAUUCACAGGCAAUGACAGUAAAACAUUGUACGUCGGUCGAGCCCAGAAAAGUGAUGAACGUUAGGCUGAAUUGAAGGAGCAAUUGAACGUUAAAUUAGGAAUAUUCUUUAAACUUAAAAGGAUUAAGAUUAUAAAAGGGUCUAAUGAAGGAGUCAUUGGAGAUUAACGACGGAUUACCAUGGUACCGUACUAUAUUGUGUAAAACUGUAUAAAGCAUAGGGUUGUGAGCUCCGCCGAUUGCUCGUUUUGUGGGAAUAAACUUCCUACUUCACGAUUUUCAAUCAUUUGCUUUAAAAAAAUAUAUAUAAACAGCAUAAAAUCUUGAAAAAUACCAAAAAAAUCAGUAAAACUUCAAAAACUACAGAAAAAUUAGUUGGUUGAAACGGUAAGCAGGUAAGAAGAACAUAAACGAAGAAACAAGAAGAGUAACAAGUCCGCCAUUUGUAAAAUUUUAUCACCAUAUUUUUUGAAACUACUCGAGAAGAAAGCAAUCCAAGAUGAAUCCAACCAAUUAGAACUACAUAAUGGCCACCCUGUAUGUGGGUGAUUUACAUCCAGAUGUCACCGAGUCUAUGUUGUUUUCCAAAUUCUCUACUGCAGGACCUGUGUCGUCUAUUCGAGUAUGUCAAGAUAUCGCUACUCGACGAUCUUUGGGCUAUGCGUAUGUCAACUUUUCUCAGCCUUCCGAUGCGGAGAGAGCUCUCGAUACCAUGAACUUCGACACCAUUUUAGAGACACCAAUCCGUAUUAUGUGGUUGGAGGGAGAUCCUUCUCAACGUAAAUCUGGUGUAGGAAAUGUCUUUAUCAAGAAUUUAGAUAAAAGUAUUGAUAAUAAGGCUUUGUACGACACUUUCUCAGCUUUUGGUAACAUCCUUUCUUGUAAGAUUGCUGCAGAUGAACAGGGAUCUAAGGGGUAUGGAUUUGUCUAUUUUGAAACGGAAGAAGCUGCUAAACAGGCUAUUGAGAAAGUGAAUGGCAUGUUGUUGAAUAACAAGAAAGUCUAUGUCGGAAAGUUCAUCCCACGUCGGGAAAGAUUAGCCAUGAUGGGAGACAAAGCCAAGAGAUACAACAAUGUCUACAUCAAAAACUUUGGUGAAGAAUUCGAUGACGAUACUCUGAAGACUGAAAUGGAAAAAUACGGAAAAGUCAUCAGUGCUAAGGUCAUGACUGAUGCUACCAAUCAAUCUCGAGGGUUUGGCUUCGUCAGUUUUGAAGAUCCCGAGCAGGCUGAAAGGUGUGUGGAUGCUAUGAAUGGACAAGAAAUGAAUGGUAAAACAUUGUACGUUGGUCGAGCCCAGAAACGUGCUGAACGUCAGGCUGAAUUGAAAGAGAAAUUCGAACGUUUGAAAAUUGAGAGAAUUAAUCGUUAUCAAGGCGUGAAUCUUUACGUUAAAAAUCUUGAUGAUUGUAUUGAUGAUGAAAAAUUGAGAAAGGCUUUCUCCAAGUUCGGAACCAUUACUAGUGCCAAGGUCAUAGGUGAUGGACACCGCUCCAAAGGUUUUGGAUUUGUGUGCUUCAGUUCCCCAGAGGAGGCAACGAAGGCUGUUACAGUCAUGAAUGGUUUUAUCAUUGCUUCUAAACCAUUGUACGUAGCUCUGGCUCAAGGAAAGGAGGAACGUAAACAACAGUUGGCUUCACAGUAUAUGCAACGCAUGACCACUAUGAGACAAUCUAUGCAAAAUGGUCAAUUCAGUCAGAUAUUCCAACCAAGUGCAGGAGCUGGGUAUUUUGUACCCUCCAUGCCCCAUGCUGCUAGGGGGUACUUCACACAAGCUCAGAUGCCACAAGUUCAAGCUAGUCCCAGAUGGCAGACUCCAUUUAGACAACCUCAACCUCAACCUGGUGAGUUUUCUUCAAAGUUCGUUUUGAGCUUGCUAGCAUUGGGCUUGGGGAAUCGUGCUCCAGCAUCAGUUGUGAUACCUGGACAAGACCCUCUAACUACCUCCAUGUUGGCUGCUGCUCCACCACAAAAGCAGAAACAGAUGUUAGGAGAGAGGAUGUUCCCCUUGAUUAACAGAAUGCACCAGGAUUUGGCUGGUAAGAUUACUGGAAUGUUGUUGGAGAUUGAUAAUUCUGAGUUGUUGCACAUGUUGGAAUCGCAGGAGUCCCUCAAGGGCAAGGUGGAAGAAGCUGUUGCCGUACUUCAAGCUCACCAAGCCAAGGAAGCCACCACCAAAAGAGAGUAACUUCCCUUCAAUGACUAGGAUGGAAAACUUGAUUAUCGAAGCCAAGAUGUUUGAAUUACAAAGUUUAAAAUUUGAUUGGUUAAUUUUGAAUUUUGACAUAAUUGUAAAACGUAGAAUUUCCAACACCAAAUUGUCUAAAAAUUUGAAUUCAAAUUAUCAAAGCUGAAGUAAUAAAGUUUAGUUAAGAUGUUUCCCAACUUACCAAAAAAAUAAAAAAAUACAAAUUCUGAAAUUUGAUUAAAAAUAGUAAAAUUUUUGUAACGAUUAGACGAUUAAAAAAAAUAUAGCAAAAUCCUUGAUAAAUUUGAAUACAAAAACGUAACAUUUUGGGUAGUAAAUGCUCGGAAAAUAAUAUAUAAAUAAACACAAAUAAAAAUACGAAACUUAUUCAGAAUUUGAAAAAAAAAACAAAAAAAAUAACU
Molecule: messenger RNA, 2810 nt
Organism: Lottia gigantea (owl limpet)
Lineage: Eukaryota; Metazoa; Mollusca; Gastropoda; Lottiidae
Exons: 9
Coding region: 727-2388 (553 amino acids)
Cellular component (GO): cytosol; ribonucleoprotein complex; cytoplasmic stress granule
Molecular function (GO): poly(A) binding; mRNA 3'-UTR binding; poly(U) RNA binding
Source: RefSeq, a predicted model, not a curated record